Messenger RNA from Loxodonta africana (African savanna elephant), 3386 nucleotides. RefSeq names its product quiescin sulfhydryl oxidase 1 (gene QSOX1). The record is from RefSeq and is a predicted model, not a curated record. Gene Ontology annotation, cellular component: Golgi membrane. Bases 54 to 2351 code for a protein of 765 amino acids. Gene Ontology annotation, biological process: protein folding. Gene Ontology annotation, molecular function: flavin-dependent sulfhydryl oxidase activity; protein disulfide isomerase activity. NCBI's taxonomy places the organism in Eukaryota, Metazoa, Chordata, Mammalia, Proboscidea, Elephantidae. The transcript has 12 exons.
CAAGUCGUCGGAAACUUGCGUGCCGUUGUUGGCCUAGGGCGCAGCCGCCGAGGAUGGGGAGGCGCGGCCGCUGCUUGGCAGCCGCCGGCCGGGGCUCGGGACCACCGUCGCCGCUGUGGCUGCCACUGCUGAUGCUGAUGGCUGUGCCCGUCGCGGGCGCGGCCCGGCUCUCGGCGCUGUACUCGCCCUCCGACCCGCUGACGCUGCUGCAGGCGGACACGGUGCGCGGCGCCGUGCUCGGCUCCCCCAGCGCCUGGGCAGUGGAGUUCUUCGCCUCCUGGUGCGGCCACUGCAUCGCCUUCGCCCCGACUUGGAGGGCGCUGGCCAACGACAUCAAAGACUGGAGGCCGGCACUGAAUCUCGCUGCCCUGGACUGUGCUGAGGAGACCAACAGUGCAGUCUGCAGAGACUUUAACAUCCUUGGCUUCCCGACUGUGCGGUUCUUUAAGGCCUUUUCCAAGAGUGACUCUGGAACACCAUUAUCAGUGGCUGGAGCAGAUGUGCAGACGCUGCGGGAGAGACUCAUUGAUGCACUGGAGACCCAUCAAGACACGUGGCCCGCAGCUUGUCCCCCACUGGAACCUGCCAGGCUGGAGGAGAUUAAUGGAUUCUUUGCAAGAAAUGAUGAAGACUAUCUGGCCUUGAUCUUUGAAAAGGAAGGCUCCUAUCUGGGUAGAGAGGUGACUAUGGACCUGUCCCAGCGCCAAGGCUUGGCAGUGCGCAGGGUCCUGAACACAGAGGAGAAAGUGGUGAACAAGUUUGGUGUCACUGACUUCCCGUCUUGCUACCUGCUGUUUCGGAAUGGCUCUGUCUCCCGAGUCCCUGUGCUUGUGGAAUCCAGGUCCUUCUAUACUGCUUACCUGCAGAGGCUCUCUGGGGUCACCAGGGAGCCUUCCCAGACCACGGUUGUGCCAACCACGGCUAACACGAUUGCUCCCACCGUUUGGAAGCGUGCAGAUCACUCCAAGAUCUACAUGGCUGACCUGGAAUCUGCACUACACUACAUCCUACGGGUUGAAGUGGGCAAGUUCCCGGUCCUGGAGGGGCAGCGCUUGACAGCCCUGAAAAAGUUUGUAGCAGUGCUGGCCAAGUACUUCCCUGGCCGGCCCUUAGUCCAGAACUUCCUGCGCUCCACCAAUGACUGGCUCAAGAGGCAGCAGAGAAAGAAAAUUCCCUACAGUUCUUUCAAAGCUGCCCUGGACAACAGAAAGGAGGGUGCUGUUAUUGCCAAGAAGGUGAACUGGGUUGGCUGCCAGGGGAGUGAGCCACAUUUCCGGGGCUUUCCCUGCUCUCUCUGGAUUCUCUUCCACAUCCUGACUGUACAGGCAACUCGGCAAAAUUUAUACCACCCACAAGGAACAGCCAAACCCCAGGAGGUCCUCCAAGCUAUCCGGGGCUAUGUUCGAAACUUCUUUGGUUGUCGAGUUUGCGCUGGUCACUUUGAGCAGAUGGCCGCUGCCUCCAUGCACCAGGUGAACAGUCUGGAUGGCGCUGUACUCUGGCUCUGGGCUAGCCACAACAAGGUCAAUGCUCGCCUCGCAGGUGCCCCCAGUGAGGACCCCCACUUCCCCAAGGUGCAGUGGCCAACCCGUGAACUCUGUUCUGCCUGCCACAAUGAACUCCAGGGUGAGCCUGAGUGGAACCUAGAUGCCACCCUCAGGUUCCUCAAGGCCCACUUCUCCCCAAGUAACAUCGUCCUGGGCCUUCCUCAGGCUGGGCCAGACCUCCGGAGGGAUAGGGAGCGGAAGGCAAGUGCCUUGCAGCUGGUGACUGGAGCACUGGAGCUGGCAACCGGAAACCCAACUCUGGGCCCUGAGGAGGCUGCAGUCACUGUGGGCCCAGGAACAGAGUCCCCCAGAAACAUCAUUCCGGAUAUUCCAGGUGUUCCAGCUGAGAAAUCUGGGGCAAGUCGUUUCCAGGAACCAAGCCCUGGCCUGGGUAUGACCGGUGCUGCACCGGACCAGGGACCUCCUGAGAACGUAGCAGGGCAUCCAAGGGAUGAGUUGGAGCAGCUCCAGGGGCAGCGACGCUUGAGCAAGCGAGACACAGGGGCUGUAUUACUGGCCGAGUUCAUGGCUGAGAAGGACCACCUCAGGGGCCCUUUAGAGCUGAGGCGAGUGGGCCGCAACUCCAAGCAGCUGGCCAGCGUCCCUGAGGGAGAGCCCGAGGCCGGAGCCAGGCAGGGCCGAGGCCAGUGGCUGCAGGUGCUGGAAGGGGGCUUUUCCCACCUGGACAUCAGCCUCUGUGUGGGGCUCUACUCCCUGUCCUUCAUGGGCCUGCUGGCCGUGUACACCUACUUCCGGGCCAGGAUGAGGGCUCUGAAGGGCCGUGCCAGCCACACCGCAGCCUGAACCAGCCAACUUGGGGGACAAAGGAAAGGGAGCUGCCAUAUCCAUGGGGCUCUUCCAGCCCCUAUCUCCCUCUUCUGUCCUCCCACUCCUCCCUGCCCAGCUUAGGAGAAUGAGAAGUCCAGGGAAGCCAGUUGCUCCAGUGACCUUCCUUGGGCCUUUUGGAAAGAGUGUUCCUUAGACAUGACAGGGUCCAGGUCUAUCUGAUAGCAGAAGGAAGGGCUGGUUUGGGUGGCUCGGUCCCUGGCCUCUCAACACCAAAUUCCUGUUUUUCAGCUUAUUUGCAAUCCUGCCCCAUUCUUGCUGAAGCCUCAGUGUCUCCCGCUUGAUCUUGGCCCUAAACUGGGGCGAGUGAGGCCACAGUUUCCAAGGUUUCACAUCCAGAGGAAGGUCCCCUGGUCUGGGCGGGCAUUCCAAGACUCGCCUGUUCUUCUCCCUCUGACACAAAGAGGUCUAUGCACCAGAUAGGAAGGUCCACCUCUGGCCCUCAGUGGCCUGCCCAUCCUCCAUCCCUCAGAGCUCCUGGGUGGGAUUUGGCCCCAGGUGGGGUGUGGAAGCUUCAGACCUCUGCUGCAGGAAGAGAAUAGGUGGGAAGUGGUGUGGACUUGCCCAGCUGGGUGGGUGAGGGUGGCCGAACUGCAGGGUCAGUAGCUUGCUUGGCGGGACCUGAUGAGGUGGCGGCCUGAGAUAUAGGGAAGGAUGUUGGGUUCGAUAGUGCCUUGGCUCUGGCUUAGGAGUGAGGUAGAGUGACGCUUUGAGGACAAGAUGAUUGCUUUUUUGAAAGUGCUUUGGCUUCUCUUCAUUGGGCUUUACCCCUCUCUGAGCGAGUCUUUUAUCUUUUUGGUUUCCAAAACAGAUGCUAAUCUUUGAAUGUGAAGGGUGCUGGGUUGGGGUAGAGAGCGGUUGUCCUUCAGGUUCUACUUGCCAACAUGAGGAAUUGGAACUGAAUGGUCUGCGGGGAGGGUAAUGCUGUAAACACGCUUGUUUCUCACUCUCCAGCACUGCUGGGCGGGGGAAUAAAUUAUUUUUACUAAGGCA